This is a messenger RNA of Striga asiatica, 470 nucleotides long. The record is from the annotation of a GenBank genome assembly. NCBI's taxonomy places the organism in Eukaryota, Viridiplantae, Streptophyta, Magnoliopsida, Lamiales, Orobanchaceae.
GUUUAGUUGAAAGAUGACGAGGUACUUCACAGCGCUAACGGCCACUCUGUUGGUUCUCCUCGCGUUCUCAGCCGUGAAGGCAUUGGGCUCAUGCGGUGAGGAAAUCAAGAGCCAGAGGCUGAGUUCGUGCAGUGAGUACCUGAGAGAUAGCAGCCGAUUUGAUGAGUCGGAAAGCGGGUGGCGAGAGGAGUUUCCCAGGUGCUGUGAGGAGCUGGAGCAGAUUAAUGAGCAAUGCAGGUGCCAAGCACUAAGCCAGGUGACUCAACAGCAAAUGGUCCAGGGAAGAGAGAAGCAAGAGAUGUUGAGAACAGCACAGAGUUUGACCAGCUUGUGCCGUAUCCCACCUCAAUCCUGUGAAAUCCAGCUGCGCGGUCUUAAUGCAUUUUCAGUCUAGUAUCUCUAGUAAAUAACAAGUUGGGCUUUAACGAUGGCCCUGCAUGCAGCCUGCUUGAAUUAUUAAUAAAAACGUC